This is a messenger RNA of Lactuca virosa, 714 nucleotides long. The record is from the annotation of a GenBank genome assembly. Lineage: Eukaryota; Viridiplantae; Streptophyta; Magnoliopsida; Asterales; Asteraceae.
AUGUUAGUUGAUUCUCCAGCUCUAAAACGGAGGAGAUUCGCCGAUCAACUUGUUAUGGAAAAGCUUGUUGCUGCAAAGCAAACUUAUGGUCGGGAAAUCCGUGUAUUCGAGACAACAACAGCAACAAUCUCUCAAACAUCAAAUGAUGUCUCUGGCAGUGAGGAAUCAGAUGACCUGGAAUUCACGACUGCAGAUUAUUAUCGCAUCUUGGCUACUAAAAAAGAAGAUAAAUAUUUGAAAACAAAGAAAAUUCGAGACGCAGAAGCAGCAGCUAGUAGAUCAAGAAUUACCAAGGCAGUGAUUCGUAUAAGGUUCCCAGAUAACCACACAUUAGAAGCCACAUUCCAUCCAACAGAGACAAUGCAAAGUUUAGUUGAUCUUCUUGGGAAAGUUGUAGCUCGACCAGACCUCCCUUUCUAUAUAUAUACUAUACCUCCCAAGAAGCAAAUAAAGAACAUGUCUCAGGAUUUCUAUUCUGCUGGUUUUGCUCCUGGUGCAAUCGUCAAUUUUUCAUAUGACAUACCACAAGGUGAUGAUAAUACUGCUGCACAAGGCCCAUUUCUUAAAGAGGAUGUCAUGGCUUUAAAAGAUCUUGACGGCCUUAUACCCGAGCCUGAUCAACCUGCUCCCGAGCCUGCUGUGACGGCUCCUGCUCCGGUACAGAAGCCAGCUGGCGAGAAGAAGAUGGUGAAGCCAAAGUGGUUGAAAAUGUGA